Molecule: messenger RNA, 3680 nt
Organism: Magnolia sinica
Lineage: Eukaryota; Viridiplantae; Streptophyta; Magnoliopsida; Magnoliales; Magnoliaceae
Exons: 18
Coding region: 630-3488 (952 amino acids)
Biological process (GO): carbohydrate metabolic process; glucosylceramide catabolic process
Cellular component (GO): membrane
Molecular function (GO): beta-glucosidase activity; glucosylceramidase activity
Source: RefSeq, a predicted model, not a curated record
AUAAGGAAUGCGAUGCUCCCUCAAGAUUACAGCAGAAGACAGACCCAACGCUCUACAACAGACGGCGAAUCGCUGUCUUCCAACGCCGAAGAAUCGGCCUGGCUAUGUUCCGAUUCCCAAAACGAGUUUCCAUGAUUCUUCCGUAGUUGAAUUUCGUCGACGUUUUUGAUUCGUUUUAUUAUUAUUAUUUUAUUUUAUGUUCUUGAUGUAUGGGAGUCGAUAUCGAAAAGCUGCAACGGUUUUAGAUGACGAUCUGCUGUUCUGGAAAAGAUUAUUUUUUAUGAUUUGCAUUGUCGAUUGAGAGGAUUUGGGAGAUCUAGGGUUAUUCGGAUACGUCUCAUGCUUCUGAAGUAAUUCGAUUCGUGCUUCUGAAGGAAUCUGAUGUAAGAUCUUCUGUCUGAAGAAUUCGCAGAGGAGUUCAGUGUUUUCAUUUCAAGGAAUUCUUUGAUUUAUGGUUCCAGAGAAGUUCGAUUAGCAGUUCUGGAUAAGUCUAGCAAACUGCGGUUUGGAUUGGAAAAGUUCGAUUCAGAGUUUUGGAGAAGUCUCGUUAUUGUGAUUCAAAGUGGAAGAGUUUGAUUUGCAGUUGGAAGAAGCUCGAUAAGAGCUUUUGGAGCCUACGAUCUUUGAAUAUGGUGAGCGGGCAUCUUUUCUAUUAUCGGAAGAAUUCAUGGCCUCCGGAGGAGUACGUCAGCAAGGCUACGUUGCAGUUGCUGGACUUUGAUAGCGCUGCUCCACCAGAGCAAGCAUGGAGAAGGAGACUAAACAGCCAUGCUGAUAGACUAAAAGAGUUUAGUGUGACAUUUACAGAGGCAUUGAAGAUGAUUCGUCUUGGGGUUCGUCUUUGGUCAUAUGUAAGGGAAGAAGCUUCUCAGGGAAGGAAAGCACCUAUUGAUCCAUUUACUCGAGAAAGUUGUAAGCCCUCGGCUUCCCAAGGGGUACCACUUGGAGGCAUGGGAAGUGGUAGCAUAUCAAGAGGUUUCAGAGGGGAAUUCAGGCAUUGGCAAAUUAUUCCUGGUUUAUGUGAAUCGUCGCCCGUCAUGGCGAAUCAGUUCUCCAUUUUCAUAUCUCGAGACGGAGGAAACAAAAACUACUCCUCAGUUUUAGCCCCUGGCCAGCAUGAAGGGAUAGGAAAAGCUGGUGAUCAGGGUAUAUCAUCGUGGGGCUGGAACCUGAGUGGUCAGCAUUCCACAUAUCAUGCCCUAUUUCCAAGGGCGUGGACAAUCUAUGAUGGUGAACCAGACCCAGAGCUGAAGAUUUCAUGUCGCCAAAUAUCACCAUUCAUACCACAUAAUUAUCAAGAGAGCAGCCUUCCUACUUCUGUGUUUGUUUACACUUUAAUGAACACUGGAAGAGAAAGGGCAAAAGUCAGCCUGCUCUUUACCUGGGUGAAUUCAAUUGGUGGCACUUCACACCAAUCAGGAGAUCAUGUCAAUGAGCCAUUCAUAAGUGAAGAUGGAGUUUCUGGCGUGCUUCUACAUCACAAGACUGCGAAAGAUAACCCUCCUGUGACUUUUGCUAUUGCUGCAUGCGAAACUCAGAAUGUCAAUGUGACUGUUUUGCCAAUUUUUGGGCUGUCUGAAGGAAGCCAUGUUACUGCUAAGGAUAUGUGGGGCAAAAUGGUGCAGGAUGGUCAUUUUGAUAGAGAAAAUUUCAAUACUGGCCUCAGUAUUCCAUCAGCACCUGGAGACACAAUUUGUGCAGCGGUGUCAGCUUCUACAUGGGUAGAACCUCACGGAAGGUGCACUGUUGCAUUCAGUUUAGCAUGGUCAUCGCCAAAAAUAAAAUUUCAAAAGGGAAGUAUUUACCACAGGAGGUACACAAAGUUCUAUGGCAACUCUGAAAGAUCAGCUAUUGACUUGGCACAUGAUGCUUUAAUGAAUUAUAAGUGGUGGGAAGAGGAGAUUGAGAAAUGGCAAAGUCCUAUCCUCAGAGAUGAAAGGCUUCCAGAAUGGUACAAAUUUACUUUGUUUAAUGAGCUUUACUUUUUGGUCGCUGGAGGAACGAUUUGGACCGAUGGUGGAUCCCCCGCCACCGAUGGGAAUUCAAGCACUGGUAGCAGUCACUACAAAUCAAUGAAAACACUGAAUGGAGGUGUGGGUACGACAGUGGCCACAGUGAAUGGCCAGGUGGGUGCAGUCACAGAGCAUACUAGAGGAAAUGGGCUCCGAAGAUGUUUUUCUCGGGAGAAGAAAAAUAGCAGUCUGAAUGCACAGGAUGACAGUGGAGAUGUCGGGAGGUUUCUGUACUUGGAGGGAGUGGAGUACAUCAUGUGGUGUACGUAUGAUGUGCACUUUUAUGCCUCUUUUGCUCUUCUCGAACUAUUCCCAAAAAUUGAAUUGAGUAUCCAAAGGGACUUUGCAACGGCUGUCUUAUUCGAGGAUAGAAGAAAAGUCAGGUUCCUGGCUGAUGGUAGCUGGGGAAUCCGUAAGGUUAAAGGAGCUGUUCCUCAUGAUUUAGGCACGCAUGAUCCAUGGCAUGAAAUGAACGCGUACAACAUUCACGACACAAGUAAAUGGAAGGAUCUUAAUCCUAAGUUCGUGCUUCAGGUAUAUAGAGAUUUUGCUGCAACAGGAGACAUGUCCUUCGGAGUCGAUGUCUGGCCCGCAGUCCGCGCUGCCAUAGAAUACAUGGAACAGUUUGACAGGGAUGGGGACGGUCUCAUUGAGAAUGAUGGUUUCCCAGAUCAAACAUACGACACUUGGACAGUUCAUGGCAUCAGUGCUUACUGUGGAUGUCUGUGGCUUGCUGCUCUACAAGCUGCAGCUGCCAUGGCCCACCGUCUUGGCGACGGGGCCUUUGCCGAGAAGUGUAUGAGUAAAUUCCUGAAGGCCAAACCAGCAUUUGAAGCAAAACUGUGGAAUGGGUCAUAUUUUAACUAUGACAGUGGGACGAGUAGCAACAGCAGGUCUAUACAGGCUGAUCAAUUGGCAGGCCAAUGGUAUACAGCUUCGUCAGGUUUGCAUUCUCUAUUCAAUGAGGGGAAAAUCAGGAAUGCCCUCCAGAAAAUAUUCGAGUUCAAUGUAAUGAAAGUGAAAGGUGGGCGUAUGGGCGCUGUCAAUGGGAUGCAUGCCAAUGGUAAAGUCGAUGAGACCUGCAUGCAGUCACGUGAAAUCUGGACUGGUGUCACCUACGGUGCUGCAGCCACAAUGCUUCUUUCAGGAAUGGAGCACCAGGCAUUUACCACUGCAGAAGGUAUUUUCAUCUCCGGCUGGUCGGAAGAGGGAUUCGGGUACUGGUUCCAGACACCUGAAGGAUGGACAAUAGAUGGCCACUACCGCUCGCUGAUAUAUAUGCGUCCACUCGCAAUCUGGGCCAUGCAAUGGGCCUUAUCCAUGCCCAAGGCAGUCCUUGAGGCCCCCAAAGUAAAUAUGAUGGAUCGACUCUACAUGACUCCCUACAGUGCAAGAAGUCUAAAUGACACUAGCUUGAGGAAGGUCGGGACCAAGACCUGGUGUUUCAGUAACACAGUCUUUCAUUGUGAGUGCUGAUUAACAAGAAGAGAGAAUUUUUAGCUGUAAAUUCUGUUUUCUAAAGGGGGCAAUGCAAUGGAACCUUUGCUUUCCAAAACACUGCCGUCUAAAAAACCAGCUAGAAAAGGCUGUAGCUGAAGAGAUUUCAAUGUACAAUGUCUGUACAUACUGUUUGUAUAGUGAUGAGAUGGGUAGAGAGCUGGUUAUUUA